AUGCUCGAUAACGAAGAAUAUGCCCAUGGCAGGCGUCGAAGCGUGGAUGUCGGCGGUUUAGCGCUCGCUCUCGGAAAUCAGGCAUUGGGUCAUGGUUGGGGCGGCUGGGACGAGGUCCAGCAAGGUGAAACUCGGUGCGACUCCCUUCACGAUACCUUCUUUUCUUAUCCACUCAUCCCACCAGAAACAAGGUUGCGGCUGAUUGGGGCCCUCGACGGAUGGCAUUUCGAGCCACACAAGCUACCCGAGGAGGAGGUGCUUUAUUGUGCAUAUAUCCUAUUCGAAAGUCUCUUUAGGAGAGCUGGCAUGCACCGCGAGAUUGGCGUAGCCCUCACCAACGUCUCCAUCUUCCUGCGGCACUUACGACUCCUGUAUUGUGGACAGAACUCGUAUCAUAACUUUCAGCAUGCCCUAGACGUCCUCCAAGCCUGCCAUGCGUUUCUAUGCGCCGCUGGUGUGGUCCCGCCAGCGGCAGUUUUAUGUAGAGAUGAGAGACCAUGGGAGCCAGACAGGCGUGGUAGAGCCGACCGUUUGGCUUUCGAAUUAUCAAAUAUGGAUCUUUUUGCGUUGUUUAUCGCUGCAAUAGGACACGACGUUGGUCAUCCUGGUCUUACGAAUCUGUUCAUGAAAAAUGCAAACGCACCCCUAUCCACCGUGUUCGACGGGAAAUCAGCUUUGGAACAUAUGCAUUAUACGAUUCUCAUCCAUGCCUAUGCGACAACAUGGUCUCUUGCUGGGAUCGUUCUUGCGACUGAUAUGGGGGUGCACUUCGAAUUUAUGAAAAAUUUCGCCCUCUUGGCCGACGGCAGGGACUUCCCUUUAGAUUUCAAGAGACUGUUAUUCUGUCAAGCGAUCAUCAAAUGUGCUGACAUCAGCAAUCCGAGUCGACCACCUGGAGUAUCCCAUUACUGGGCAGAUGCCUUAAUGGCUGAGUGGACUUCUCAAGCUUGCUUAGAGAAACACUGGCACCUGCCACCAUCUGUUCAACCCUCAUCUAAUCCGCUAGGCCAAGUUCAGGGGCAAAUUUUCUUCAUAGACACCUUUGCAAAGCCCCUCAUGGAUAUUACUGCCAGAGUCGUCCCAGAAAUGCAACGAUUCGCAGACCAGUGUACUGCCAACCUUGUCUCCUGGCAGAAAGAAAAAGCAAGGUUGACUGGCUCCAGUGAUCAGGCUGAUUUUUCCCCGAGCAACUUUCUUCCUUCCUCACCGCGACCACCACAAGAUUUCCUCGGUUCUUUUCCGCUGACGUUGCCUACGUUUGCCCUUGACCAUCCAGACGAGUCACAUCUUCUCCCAUGGCAACCUCCCAGCCCUUUACACCCACCUUCCGAUUCCGGCGGACAACGAAUGGAUGCAUCACCGCCAGAUUCUCCUGCACCGUCUGUCAGUUCUGGCUCAUUCGUUCUCGCGAGCCCUUCUUCCUCUCGUUUUCGCACGAUGUCAAGCGUGAGCAAAAGCGAUGCUGCCACUGCAAUGCGGGCAGCUUAUCAGGUUGGCGUUCGCAAGAAGAGAAGUUUCUACAACCGAUAUUCUUGGACGUCGGACCUCAGUCCUGUCGCAUCUUCACCGAACCUUGUUGUCGCUGCCAUCCCCAAAGCAACGGUGUUGGUCGCCGACACAGUUGGAACAGUCUUAAUGAGCUCCAAGGCCGGUAAUGAGACGCCCCCUGCCAUCGGGACAGUUCAGUGA
Molecule: messenger RNA, 1689 nt
Organism: Pisolithus orientalis
Lineage: Eukaryota; Fungi; Basidiomycota; Agaricomycetes; Boletales; Pisolithaceae
Exons: 7
Coding region: 1-1689 (562 amino acids)
Biological process (GO): signal transduction
Molecular function (GO): 3',5'-cyclic-nucleotide phosphodiesterase activity
Source: RefSeq, a predicted model, not a curated record